Messenger RNA from Lymnaea stagnalis (great pond snail), 5821 nucleotides. Lineage: Eukaryota; Metazoa; Mollusca; Gastropoda; Lymnaeidae. The record is from the annotation of a GenBank genome assembly.
AAAUGCUGAAAGGUCUUUUCCUAAGGAACUGGGUCAAUGUUAUUUUCAUAAAAAUGGAACAACCCGAAGUGACGAAACGCUUGUAAUUUAACUGCUAACAGUUUUUGUUUACAUUUUGUGUCAAAAUCUUUCAAACAAAGAUUAUUUUAUAUUGAGUUAUCGUGUGUUUGUGUUUUAAAGAGAGUGCCACUAUCACGCCAUGUUCUACUGGCUGAUUGUAACACUCAGAGGUUGGCUCUAUUCGGUUUUCAUUGGUUUGAUACAAGCCUAUUAUAACAGGUAAGACGAAGUUCAGUUGUGUGUUAGACUUAACAUCUGGGUGGGUAAUACAAACCCAAGUUGUGUGUUAGACUUUAUAUUUGACAGGGUAGAAAAAGUCUAGUCGCGUUUUAAACUUGACACCUGACAAGGGUAAGACUAAUGAGCUUUGGUCUUUUGCACUACAUGAUUCUGUUUUAUUUCAUAACCGUGUCCAGUGUUGUUGACUCAUAUUUUAGAUUCAUUUAUAAAAAGCAAUGAACAUAUCUUCAAAAAAAUCUAAAAUUUGACAUGAAUUGCUAAGCCGCUUAGUUAAUGAAUGUAUAUCCUAAUUGUAGCCAUGGUAACACACACACACACACAUACACACACACACAUGUAAAAGUUAUUUUAAUUCUCUAUUUUUAUUUGAUCAAAACUCUCUAGUAUCUAUCAUCUGGAUUAUUCGAUACUUUAUACUUCGAUAUUAAGUCACAUAAACGUACAUUAUGAUUUAAGGACUCAUGAUUGAUCAAACUAUCUUCAUAAACAGUGCUAGUCAGGGGUCAAGAACACACAACUCUUAAUGAUGACGGUGUUUUACAUUUCAUUGAUUAAUUCCCAUUUCAUUCAUGGGCAUCUUCGACCUGUUUGGAAUAAGAGAUGACUGUGAAUUAUGCAUGUACAAACACUUCCAAACAUGUAUGCUUGUAUCAAGCAGUAAAAACAUCGUACAAUUUUAAGAUUUAAAAAAUGUAAAAAAAAAAUAUAUUUUUUUUAACUUAAAGAAUAAAAAAACAAAAAACUAGGAUAUUUACAGUUAACAUUUAAAUGCAUUUUCUAACAACCAGACGUACUCAAUUAACAACAAGAUCUAAAUGCCAAGUACGAGAUUUACAUUUGAUACACAGUGGUGUAACCAGAGUAACCAGAGGCAUCCAUAGGGUUGGCGCCCCCCCCCCCCCCCCCCCCCCCCCCCCCACCCCCCCCCCACUUGAACUGAUCUUAACACCACAUCAUACAAAAUCACAUAUUAUAUUAUUCGUCAAUUAAGUUAUAGAGCAAUGUCAUCCGUACGAAAAACCAUAGAUUGUUGGGUGAAAAGCAUAAAGAAAUUAAUCAUCAAAACUGCAUUGUAUGGAAAAAUUAAAAACUUACAGUAAAAACAUUCCUUUCAAAGCUGUCACUGAGUUCAUCUCAAUCAGGGGUCGGGAACCUUUUUGUCUGAGAGCGCCAUGGACACCACAUAUUUUGAAAAAUAAUUCUGUUAGAGCCGUACAUUAAUUUUAAAACUAAAAAUUGUAGAAAAUUUGUAGAAUGGAAUAUUGGUAUGCAAUUAAUAUGCCGAUCAAAGGAGUCUGAAGAAAUAUUUUUUUUAAAAAUAAUCGAACAUUUUUCUGGGAGCCAGAUGCAGCCAUCAAUAGAGCCACAUCUGGCUCGCGAGCCAUAGGUUCCCGACCCCUGAUCUAAAGCAACAUACUUCACCUUACAACUUUUAAUUGACAAAAAUACCCCCAAAAAAUCAUGGGAUGUGGUUCCAUAGACACACAGGUUAUCAGAAAUAUUCGUUCAGUUAAUGGGAGCAUUGGGAGAUAUUCUAGGAAGUUCCAUUCACAUUUUGAAUGUCAAAACUUCAAAUGUUGACCAACCCUUGGCUUCGGCGAGAUUAACACGUCCUGAUUUUGGAUAUCUUCAAACUUCAAACUUCACAUUAAAAGUUCACAUUAAAAGUUCACAUUAAAAGUUCACAUUCAUAGAAAGUGAACGUGGUCGGCUUUGGAAUGGACACGAGUAACUCUUCAUCAUUGGAUGAUAAGAAAAUCUUUGCUUCAACAGCUGCAACAAAAUGUAUGUUACUUUCUUGACAGCUCUUGGAGUUCACAGGGAAAACGAUCAAUGACCUCAAGCAUCACACUCUUGUAUUUACUUGGCAAAUGGAGUCCGGAGUAUCUCUUGACUGCUUUCAUGGCGUUUUCUUCUUGAACCUUGAUCUUCUCUCUACCGACAGUCCGUAUUGGCCUACUCUUGAAAAUGCUUGUUCAAUGCUAUGCUCCACUAUUUGACUGUGCUUAUAUCGCACCGGCAGGGAUCACCCCUUUAUCAAAAGUAAAGCCUUUGAUACUCAGAUGUUGCUGAGUAGGAUCAGGCUCCUCAAGUAUAUCAGACAAAAAGUAAAAGUAGCAGAGAAGCGUGAAAUCACAGAAAGAAAAGACUUUGUGGUGUACUUCGUGCGUUCAAGGCCUAGUGGUUUACUUCGUGUAUCAAGGACAUUGUGUGUACUUCAUGCGUUAAAGACCGAAUGGUGUACUUCGUGCGUCAAAGACCUAGUGGUGUACUCCGUGUAUCAAGGACCUUGUGUGUACUUCGUGCCUCAAAGACCUAGUGGUGUACUCCGUGUAUCAAGGACCUUGUGUGUACUUCGUGCCUCAAAGACCUAGUGGUGUACUCCGUGUAUCAAGGACCUUGUGUGUACUUCGUGCCUCAAAGACCUAGUGGUGUACUCCGUGUAUCAAGGACCUUGUGUGUACUUCGUGCCUCAAAGACCUAGUGGUGUACUCCGUGUAUCAAGGACCUUGUGUGUACUUCGUGCCUCAAAGACCUAGUGGUGUACUCCGUGUAUCAAGGACCUUGUGUGUACUUCGUGCCUCAAAGACCUAGUGGUGUACUCCGUGUAUCAAGGACAUAGUGGUUUAUUUAAUGCGUCCAACACCUAGUGGUGUACUCCGUGCAUCAAGGACCUCGUAGUGUACUUCAUGCGUCCAUGACCUAAUGGUGCACAUCGUUCGUCCAAGACCUAGUGGUGUACUUCAUGUAUCAAGGACCUAGUGGUGUACUUCUUGGGACCAAGACCUAGUGGUGUACUUCAUGCGUUCAAGACCUAGUGGUGUACUUCGUAUAUCAAGGACCUACUGGUAAAGGUUUUGUGGCCAAAAUUUUCACGAAGGUCAUAGUGCUUUAAUGACCACCACACAUUGAUCAAACUUGUCUUUAGAUUGUUUUAAUGCAGCAUGAUCAACUCUCCAGCGUGUUGAUGAUAGUCUUUUCACUGCCAUUCCAGCGUGUUGUUGAAAGUCUUUUCACUGACAUUCCAGUGUGUUGUUGAUAGUCGUUUUACUGACAUGACAGUGUGUUAAAUUAAAAUGUCUCCUCUAUAAGUGGAAGCCGAAAAGAGAGUACCAAAAGAUGUUACACAUGAUGCCAUGUGAGCAAAAGAGUGUCGACCACACACGUUGAGUGGCUGAUCCAAAAAAUACAUUUAAAAAUGGCUUUCUUGUUCUUUCCUUUCAGUAGUGCUUGCACACAUCCAUGAAUACGAUACGCUGUGGCAACAUCAUUUGAAUCAUUUGUAACCUUGAACUCGGCGCAUUAUUAUGUUCAGUCCAUCACUUUACAGUUUUUUAAAGUUAAAAAAAAACAAACAAACUAGAGCAACGUCUCUCUUCAGUUUUCAGAUCGAGGAUUGUUACAUAUCUGAUCACCUCAGUCAUCUGGUCAGUAUCUGAUUGGUACGUUCUGCUGUUGAACAUGACUCGAAAAUACUUCUCAGACAAGCAUAUAUAUCCAUGACAAGCAUCCCCUUAACAUAAUUUGUCAGAACAUUCAUAAGUAUAUUCUGAGUUUUUGGUGCCAGAUAAGAUGCAUAUACUUUAAACAUGGUGGCACCCUGCUCUUGUAAUAUCUUAGAUAUUUUAUUAACCGGACUUGAGUGACCUCUGUCAAAUAUUCAAUUUUUCAUUUGUGUGUCCCCCCCCCCCCCGCCCCCUGUGAGGUUGUCACCCGCCGGUGCUGCCACACCCCAUUCACUCGCUAGUUACGCCACUGUGCGUUACGUAACCCUGUUACAUUAUUAAUUAAACAUGGUGGCCCCCUGCUCUUUUAAUUUCUUAGAUAUUUUAUUAACCGGACUUGAGUUACCUCUGUCAAAUAUUCAAUUUUUCAUUUGUGUGUCACCCCCCCCCCCCGCCCCCUGUGAGGUUGUCACCCGCCGGUGCUGCCACACCCCAUUCACUCGCUAGUUACGCCACUGUGCGUUACGUAACCCUGUUACAUUAUUAGGAGUGUCUUUGCAAACAUUUGUAUGAUAAUAGGCCCGUCUUUAAGCCACUUGGACAAAAGUUAGUCAUCAUCAUCUUUGUCUUUAUAGUAGAGAAAAUUAUAAUAUAAAAGUGAAGACGAUUUCAUGAUUUUUUUCUUUGGAUUGUAUUUUCAAAUAAUUUAGGAAGCGUGGGAGAAGGGUGUUGUAUAUAAGCAUGAAAAGGGCCGGAAUCGGUCCGCAGGUCGGAGUCUUAGCAUGGCCUACUUAACACUUCAUAUCGGAUCAUUUUUUUAUGAUUUGUAUCCAUAGGCGGCAACUAAAACAGGAGAGGAGGCAGCUGAAAUUUGAAAGAAAGAUUGGACGUCUGGAAUGUGCCACAUCAAACAGUCAGGUAGAAUAACAUUAAUUUUGAAAGUAUCACCUCACUUCCAUCAAAAACGCAUCAAGAUAAAUAAAUACAAUAAUAAUACAGACUUUCUUCCAACGUUUCAAUAGUUUUGCCAAGAUCGUUACAAAAAAAAAAAAAAAACAACUUGUUUGUGUUUGUAAGCGACUGAGUUCAAAUGGACUAUUAAUGUAACUGAUUAUUAAAAAAAUCAUUUUAGGUUAGUGCAAAUUUGAUAUCUCAAAAAAGUGCUUUAAAUUAAAUGAAAGCGGCAGUCUGGAAGCUCAUAACCUUUUUAAAAAAAAAAAAAAAAAAAAAAAAAAUUGUGCUUUUUUUUUUUUUUAAAUGAUCUUUUCUCUUUGUUAUAAUUUCUGCAAUUGAGGCAACUUAAACAUUUUAAAAUAAUUAUUAUGUGUCGUAUUCCUGGCCAUCGCAGUGCAUAACCAGCUCCUGCCAGGCAAGAAGACAGAGGAAAUGGGAAAGGAAAGCUGACAAGUGGUCUCUGAAAGCGGCCAUGUUGCCUAGCAGACGCACGUCACGGGACAUUACUGUACAGGCAUCGGGAAGAGUGAACUCCCUGGCCUAUGAGCAAACCGUGAGCCCUAAUAUGACGGAGUGGGAAAAUGACGGCCCACCACCGUCUUAUGAUGAGGCCUGCACAGACCUCCCGACAUAUCUAGAAGCCACGGCACCCCUGGGAGAAUUCGUGAACUGAACUGUAAGAUUGAAAGAGAAACGGUCAAACUUCAUUGGUCCAAAUGUUAGAGGUCAACAAUCCGAGCGAUCCUCCUUCACGUUAUCUCAGAAGUCUUUCAUGAACUCGAACGAUGACAUCAUUGCAGUUAGAAUGUCAUGUUAGAUUAAAAAAAAAACAUAGACAGCGUGAUACCAUGUGUUUGUUUAACUUAAGUCAUUGACAGCGUGACACCAUGUGUUUGUUUAACUUAAGUCAUUGACAGCGUGACACCAUGUGUUUGUUUAACUUAAGUCAUUGACAGCGUGACACCAUGUGUUUGUUUAACUUAAGUCAUUGACAGAGUGAUACCAUGUGUUUGUUUAACUUAAGUCGACAUUGCUUUUGAUGAUAAACUCUACUGUUUAAAACAAAAUAUUUUCUUUGAAGCAUUUUUCAAUAGUAAAAAAAAAGAUAUUGAAAACAACCA